CCUGGAGAGAUGCCAACAGGAGAAGCAACCCCGGCCUCUUCCUCCUAAAGACCAAAGGGAAAUGAAGGAAACGUGACCAUUAAACUGGGGAAGCCGGGAGGAAAACCCCAAAGGGGAGAGGUUGGUUGGGGAACCUGCACUUGCUUCAAGAGUGGAGGCAGGAGGCUGGUGGGAGCUUCUCCCAUGAGAGUUAGGGGACAGGGCUCUCCUGACACCCUGUCAGGGGAUGGUCAGGAGUGAAUCCCAGGAAUCGUGAGUACCAUCCAGGAUCAAGGCCUCAAGAGCUUCCCCCACCCCGCACUAGAGUCCCCGGACCCUAGGGCCCGUGUCUCAGCUAAGCUGCCUCUUUGAAUGGGCUGUGGUUUUGCUGGAUUCCUGGCUCCUUGCCACACACAGGAAGACAUGGGCUGUCACUGAAAUGUGCUGACAAAGCUGGGCUGAGGCAGCUGCCUGGCUGGCUCCCACAGUGCACUUUUUGCGGUGCUGCCCAUCAGGGCCUUGUCUCCUCUCGGCUUCUUUCCCUCCAGUUUCCCACGGUUCGGAGCUGAACUGUGGUAACGGCUGAGGGAGGUCAUGGUAUGGCACAUAGAUCUUCCCUGAGCAGGACGAGUCAGUGGAUAGCAUCAUUCCCUCCACAGUGCGUCCUACUGCGGGGUAAGAGAGAGAGGAAUGCACCCCUGACACCCGCUUCAUCCCAACGCAUGAGGGGCCAGAGUCCUUGGAGCUGUAUCCUGGCCCAUGUUGCUGCAGAUGCUAUUCUUCUUCAGACAGUGCAAAGGUGUCCAGCAGCCUGGAAGGAAGGGGCUAUUAGAGUGAAUACGGCUGGUUCCCACCGGCGUGGAUGGUGUGCCCCAUGGGCUACGGACUUGGGUUCGUUGGUAGGAAUCCUUUGUGUUAGCGGCAUCAGCAGGUAGCAUUCCUCAUAGAGCCGAGGCCUGGCAUUCAGAGAGAAGCCAUGACUGACGCCCCGGAGAGCACGAUGGGCCGGAGGUCUCUCACGCUGAAGCGCAGGUUCCUCUGGAAGCUCCGCCAGAAAUGGAAGCUCCUGGGCCUCUUUGAGAUCAACGAGGAGCACGAGUUUUAUGACCUGACCUGCAUGCUGAAGGUGGGGCUCAGGGCUGCAAUCCAAGAGGCCAUUGACAACCCGCCUGUGGAUGCCCUGAGCGACGCAGACUGCAAGGCCGUGCUGAAGCAGGCCCAUAAGGGCUUUGAGAUGCGUACGUAUGGUGGCCCGGCCUUUGCUCACUUCAGGCACUCGCUGGGCAUAUCGGAGAAGGAAUACCAGCUGUCCCUGUCCUCCCAGAGCUCCUACCUGCAGUUCAUCAGCAACUCCAAGAGCAAGGCUGACUUCUUCCUGACGAACAACAAACGCUUCUUCCUGAAGACGCAGAGUAAGAGAGAGAUCCGGUUCCUCCUCUCCAACCUGCCCAAGUACAUCCAGCACCUUGAGAGAUACCCCCACUCCCUCCUCGUCAGGUUCCUGGGGGUUCACAGCAUCAUCGUGGCUCAGGAGAAGAAGAAAUACUUCAUCAUCAUGCACAGCGUGUUCUACCCCGACGAAAGGAUCCUUGAACGGUAUGACAUUAAAGGGUGUCAGGUGAAUCGCUGGACGGAGCCCGCCCCCGAGGGCAGCCAAGUCAUUGUGGUGCUGAAGGAUCUCAACUUUGAAGGAAAAUCCAUCCAGCUGGGUCAGCAGCGCUCCUGGCUCCUACGCCAGGUGCAGCUGGACACACAGUUCCUGAAGGAGCUGAACGUGCUGGAUUACAGCCUGCUGGUGGCAUUUCAGCCCCUGCAUGCAGACGAAAAGGGUCAGAACCUGUCUUUCGCGGACAUCAUCUUCAGGACCACCAUGUCCUUGAGCAAUCCCGAGAGCUCCCUGCGCACCUCAGUGUCAGGGAUUGUGGAGGAAGAGUCUGACAUUCUGGUGUCUGAGAUGGUAGGGGGAGUCAACCUCUACCGACUGCGUGAGCUGAAUUUGGGGGUGGAGGACAUGAGCCUCCAAAGCAGCACCAAGUCUGACACUGAUCUGGCCCACAUCCUGGCCCAGAACCGACGCUUGCUGCCCCGAUGCAAGAGCCCCCUGCACUUGCUUGAUGGCCCGGAGUUCCGCUACUUCAUGGGCAUCAUUGACCUGUUCACCGUGUACAGCUUCCGCAAGAGGCUCGAGCAUCUGUGGAAAUGCAUCCGGUACCGGCAUCAGACCUUCUCCACCGUUAGCCCCUCAGAUUACGCCAGGCGCCUCUGCCAGUGGGUGGAAUCACACACUGUAUGAGUGAGGCCCUGCACCGGGCCUGAAACUGAUGGCAGCUUCCCAGACAGCCCCACUCGCACCCUGGGAGGGUUACAAGCCCACAGACUGCUGCAAGCUGCCUGCUGCUGAUCGCUUGCACCACCAGGAGGCAGGCUUAAGGCAGUGGUGCCACUGUGUUACAGGGGUGCUGCAGAAGAAACAUUUCCAGCAUCCUGAAGGCAGGUUUUUGGCAUCAGAACUGAAGAGUCGGGGGGGGCCAUGAUCACUUGGGCAGCAGCUGUCCUGCAGUGUGCUGCGGGGAUGGGGGUCAGUAGGUGCCGCAGUUGUCCAAGGAACCUAGUAAAUAGGGAAUCUGUGAACCAGUUUGCAUUGCUCUCACGUGGGGUGUCUCUGGGUGCGCCGGUUUGCAUCUCGGAUGGUGAAAUAGCCCCACCAAAAUCCAUUCAUGGUCCCCGGAUCCUCUCUUGGGACGAGGAUGCAACAGGAGGUGUGGAUGGACGGAAAGGGAUGGCCUGAUCUCCCCUGACUGCCGGUGCCAUUUCGAUCUCAUAUGAAUCCUACCAAGGGUCACUGGAGCAGAACCCCAUCUCCACGGGCACCAGUCUGGGGUUCAAAAGGCACCUGCUGAACCAGAAGCAUGCUGGGAAGCUAAUGACAGGCUCAGCAGCCAGUUCCAGUUUGUGCAGUGAAGUAGCAUGUAGGAUAGGCAGAACCUUUAUCCUCAUCCUAGCCCUGUCAGUCCUAUGCCCUGAGCACCCUGAUACUGCUAUCCCCGUGCUGGACUGCCUGUGAUCAAGAGCUAGGUCCUGAAAACCUACCCUCCCUGCUCUCCGAAGCCACUGUCCUAGUGCUGGAUUGGUUUUGAUCGAGAGCUAUGCUCCCUGACUAUCUCCAAAGCUGGCUGUGGGUGAUUAAGAGCCAGGCAUCACAGCAAAGCCGUGCUCUCCCUGUGUUAGCUUGUCUGGAUGUAGGGAAGUCAGGAGGCUGUCUAGCAUUACCACAGCCCUUGGCCAGGAAAGUCUGGGACCCUGAGAAUGCUCCUUGAGUGGGGACUCUCCGGCUCGGCUUCUUGUCAAUCCCCCCAUUGAGUCAGUGCAGCUGUUGUGAUGGGCAUGCAUUAACCGGGGCAAGCUGCUGUUUGUGUGUGGACAUUCUAACUCCCUAUCGCCUCACAGCAGGAAUGAGAAAGCUCAUCCAGCAGCUGCCAAGCCUGGUGUUGGCGAUGCCGAUUGAGGGAAGAAAACACUGGGCUUGCCCAAUCUGCAGGGGAAAACAUGGUUGUUUAAAAAAAAAAACCCACAAGCCUUUGGCCUCAGAGCCCAACCAGAGCCUUGUUGGGGAGAUCAGUGAAAAGGAAAAGAAUAAGUGGCAAGGGCAGGGGGAUCUCUUAAUAAAAACAAAUAAUUUUAAAGCAGGGAUUCCUUCCUGCAGUCAUCCAAGAGAAUGCAGCUUCCUGGUCUUGUCCAGCAAUGAAAUUCCAUAUUUGAACAUUGACACCUCCCACAAUGCCAAAAAAAAAAAGGCAACAGAGCAAGUGCAUGAAAGAGAAAAGGUGGGGAAGGGGCAGCAUAGUCUAGCACGGCGCUGAGAGUCAGGAGUCCUGGGUUUUAUCCCUGGCACUGACCUUGGGCUAAAUCACAUCUUACUGUGCCUCAGUUUCACCAGCUACAGCAUGGGGAUAAACAUAUCCAUCUGCCUUACCAUGGGUGGGGAGAGGCUUCAUUCAUGAAUGUCAGCAAAACGCUUUCAGCUUCUAGGAUUAAAGGCGUGACAUAAGGGCUUGUAUAUACACAGAAGUUACAUCAAUUGAACUUGAAUCACUUUAUUUGUAUUAUGAGUAACACCUAGCAG
Messenger RNA from Chelonoidis abingdonii (Abingdon island giant tortoise), 4102 nucleotides. Lineage: Eukaryota; Metazoa; Chordata; Testudines; Testudinidae. The record is from RefSeq and is a predicted model, not a curated record.